CAAAGUAUUAACUUGUUUGCGGCCGGGUAUGAGACCACUGCCACCACACUGUCAUUCCUCAUCAGACAACUGGCCCUCGAGUCUAGCCAUCAGAAUAGACUCGUCGACGAGAUUAAGACCACAUUUGAUGACAACACAGACAUUGAUUACGACAAACUCAUGAAAAUGCCUUUUUUGGAUGCCGUGGUCAGCGAGAUAUUGCGUACCAAUGCCGCGGCAACCAGGGUGGAAAGGGUGGCCACAAAGGAUGUAACGUUAGACGGCAUACAUAUACCCAAAGGCACCAUUAUCAUAAUGCCUACCUGGUCACUGCACAGUGACCCAGAGUAUUUUGAUAGUCCGCAGGAAUUCAAGCCUGAUAGAUUUUUGCCUGAUAAUAAGCAUAUGAUUAAGGACUGCACGUUCAUACCGUUUGCUACCGGCCCCCGCAAUUGCAUUGGUAUGCGGUUCGCGUUAAUGGAGUUGAAAUAUAAUUUGGUUAAACUGUUGACCAGAUAUGAGUUCCUGGCCUGUGAUGAGACCCCGAACCUGGACUAUAAUAAAUAA
Oppiella nova is the source of this 546-nucleotide messenger RNA. Lineage: Eukaryota; Metazoa; Arthropoda; Arachnida; Sarcoptiformes; Oppiidae. The record is from the annotation of a GenBank genome assembly.